AUGACGGAGGAUUACAACUAUGACUACACCUUAUUCAAUUGUUCUUCGAAUCGGGAAAAUCCUGAACACUGUCAUCUGGUCCCUUGUCUAAGUACUCUUCACUACAAAGUUUAUGCCCUUCAAGCACAAUAUAUCGUCAUGUAUAUUGAUUUGUUGCAUUGUACCAAGAUGUACGACGUUUUUUCAGUUCCAGAUCAGGUAUUCUACGAAGAUAAUUUUCCUCUUAAUUUGUCUUGGUCCAAACCAAACUGUGGAUCUUGUGAAGCAAGAGGCGGACUGUGUAGAUUGAAUGACAAUAACAGUGAUCUCAAAACUGAAUGUUAUGGCUUGCACGGACAAGCUAAAGGUGCAGGGAAAAAGGCACUGACUGCAGGUGAAUGGAAAAAGCGACUGACAGCAGGUGCAAUCUUAGGAUUCUUCCUUGUUCCACUACUGGUCAAUGCACUCUACCGCGUCUAUAGUUUCAAUAAAAUAGAAAGAGAAUAUCAAGACAAGGUUGAAAUAUUUUUGAAUGAUUACAGAGCCGGGAAGCAGACAGGAUACACCUGUGCUAGUCUUAAAAAAAAAAAAAUCACAAAUCAAUUCAAGGAUGAAUUGGGCCAAGGACAAGGAGCUUAUGGAACAGAACUCAAAGGAAAGCUAACCAGUGAAAUUCCAGUAGCUGUGGAACUCGUCAACGAAAAAUGGUUGGAGGAAGGAAGAACGCUGAUGACAAGUCAGAAAAUGGCGAAGAAAUAUACUUCCCAGAAUGAGGUAGAAGAAGAUGCUAAAAUUGCAAAGAAACUAGCAAUUGUGGGACUUUGGUGCAUUCAAUGGAACCCAGAAGACUAUCCUUCCCUGAAAAUUGCUUUCCAAAUGCCGGGAGGUGAAGGAGACAACUUGGCAACGCCUCCUAAGCCUAUUAGCUCCACAGUUCCCAAGGGAACGGAUGCAGCUCUACCAGGGUGA
Molecule: messenger RNA, 948 nt
Organism: Dovyalis caffra
Lineage: Eukaryota; Viridiplantae; Streptophyta; Magnoliopsida; Malpighiales; Salicaceae
Source: the annotation of a GenBank genome assembly